This is a messenger RNA of Cylicostephanus goldi, 255 nucleotides long. NCBI's taxonomy places the organism in Eukaryota, Metazoa, Nematoda, Chromadorea, Rhabditida, Strongylidae. The record is from the annotation of a GenBank genome assembly.
AGGAUCUUGGAUGAGUUGAACACCAUGUUCAAUGAGCUUCAAACUCCGCUAGCCACUCGAAUUUGUAACAACGUUCCUAUUCACAACGAGUUGGAAGUUGGAAUGAAUCACUUUAGCUUGAUAACGCAUACCUUUGGUCCGAUUAAUCAAUCUACCUGGUGUAAUGCAUUUUUAAAUUAUGCUAAAAUGUCACUGGCAAUGUAUCAAAACCGAAUGGAACCUGCCAAUCCUCAGGUAAUUGCUUACUCUCUUUGA